Molecule: messenger RNA, 495 nt
Organism: Chelmon rostratus (copperband butterflyfish)
Lineage: Eukaryota; Metazoa; Chordata; Actinopteri; Chaetodontiformes; Chaetodontidae
Product: DELTA-sagatoxin-Srs1a-like
Exons: 2
Coding region: 1-495 (164 amino acids)
Biological process (GO): cytolysis in another organism; monoatomic cation transport; pore complex assembly
Cellular component (GO): pore complex
Molecular function (GO): channel activity
Source: RefSeq, a predicted model, not a curated record
AUGCCACAUCGUAGCUGUUAUGUUGAGAUUAACAACAACUCUGGCAGCUACACUCUCUGCAAUCCAAGGGUGUUCACUGAGAGCGGCUGCUGUGAGGACCCUCUGCCACCCAUGGUGGGUCCCUGCUCCACUGCCAGCGCACUGUUCAACAAGAUCACCGGUGCUGCGACCGGAGCAGUCGGCGUCUUCACCUAUGACCUUUUCAACACCGACCUGAAUGACUACAGCCAUGUCAUGGCUAUCAUGUUCUCUGUACCCUUCGACCGAAACCUCUACUCCAACUGGUUUGCUGUGGGGAUCUUUGAUAGAGGAAGCAACUGUGACUACAAUCUUUAUGAUAUUAUGUAUAAUGGAAGUGAAAAUAAUUUUGUAAGAGCAAAGGCUGAUGGCUCUUGCAUUUCUUAUGAGGGCGAUUAUGCUAUUGUUAGUGCCUCCAUGUCAGACUCAGGUGAAGCAGUCCUGAAAGUGGACAUCAGCGAUACUGGCAUGUACUAA